AUGGGUAGCCUCGAGUCCGAGCCCCCAGCUCCAGCUCCAGCUCCAGCUCCGGCUCCGGCCCUGACAAUCCCCGUGGUCGACAUCUCGGGGUAUCUCUCCGGCGACGCCUCCGCGACGUCCUCCAUCGCCGCCGCACUCCAUUCCGCCGCCCGCGCCCCGGGCUUCUUCCAGGUGGUGGGGCACGGCGUGUCGCCGGACCUGCGGGCCCGCGUCUUCGAGCGCCUCGCCGCCUUCUACCGCCUGCCGGCCGGCCAGAAGCUCGCCCUGCACCGCGACAACUCGCCCAACGGCCUGCGCGGCUACGAGGCCGUCGGCAACCAGACGCUCGAGCCCGGCUUCGCGGACCGCAAGGAGGGCUUCAUGGUCGGCGCGGAGCUGGCCUCUGGCGAGACGGCGCGCUUCCUCCAGGGCGCGAAUCAGUGGCCGGACGAGGACGCGUGCCCGGGCUUCCGGGACACGAUGAUGGAGUACUUUGAGCGGCUGCGCGCGCUGAGCAAGACCAUGUUCCGUCUGAUGGCGCUGAGCUUGAGCCUGGACGAGAAGUAUUUCGAUGCGUUUGUAGGAAGUAAGGAUUUGGGCGGAUUGGAAGUCUUCCACAGGCCAACGCAGACAUGGCAUCCCGUGACGCCAGUUAAAGACGCUUUCGUCGUCAACAUCGGCGACAUGAUGGAGCGGUGGACGAACGAGAAGUACACAUCGACCCUGCACAGGGUGAUCUCGCCCGUCAGCGACAGGGACCGCUACAGCGUCGCCUUCUUCAACGAGGGCCUGCUGGACCAGAUCAUCGAGUGCAUCCCGACGUGUCUCGAGCCGGGCGCGGAGCCGCUGUACGAGCCGGUGCAGGUCGAGGCGCACCUGCGGAAGCGGUAUGGUAGCAGCUACUAG
Messenger RNA from Phaeoacremonium minimum UCRPA7, 885 nucleotides. Its product is annotated as putative oxidoreductase protein. The transcript has 3 exons. Gene Ontology annotation, molecular function: dioxygenase activity. The record is from RefSeq and is a predicted model, not a curated record. NCBI's taxonomy places the organism in Eukaryota, Fungi, Ascomycota, Sordariomycetes, Togniniales, Togniniaceae. Bases 1 to 885 code for a protein of 294 amino acids.